GGGCAGCGCAGCGCAGGAGGCAGGGCAGCGGGCAUGAUGAUGGCGCAGGGCAACAGCUGCCGGAAGAUCGUUUUCAUGUGGUCCUUUGACUAUGGCCAGACGCCUCCGCCGCCUGAGCCUCCCAUGCCAAAGCAGAGGCUUCUGAUCAAGGGCGGAAGAGUUGUGAACGAUGACCAAUCUGUGGAGGCUGAUGUAUAUGUGGAAGAAGGAGUGGUGCAGGAAGUGGGACCAAACCUAAAUCCCAAGCCUCCCAGUGGUCUCACCGUGCUGGAUGCGACCAACAAGCUGGUGAUCCCUGGGGGCAUUGAUACACACACGCACUUCCAGUUCCCUUUCAUGGGUACCACAUCAAAAGAUGACUUCUAUACAGGAACAAAGGCUGCUGUAGCAGGAGGGACCACAAUGAUCAUCGACUUCGCCAUUCCUCAGAAAGGCUGCUCUCUUAUUGAAGCUUUUAAUAAAUGGAAAGGCUGGGCAGACCCUAAGGUUUGCUGUGAUUAUGCAUUGCAUGUAGCUGUUACCUGGUGGAGCGACAAGGUGAAGGAAGAAAUGAAAAGUCUUGUUCAAGACAAAGGUGUCAAUUCCUUCAAGAUGUUUAUGGCCUAUAAAGAUUUAUACAUGCUUAGUGAUGAUGAAUUGUAUGGAGCUUUGUCCUGCUGUAAGGAACUUGGAACAAUUGCUCAAGUUCAUGCGGAGAAUGGGGAGCUAAUAGCACAGAACACGAAGAAGUUGCUGGCAAUGGGGAUAACUGGUCCUGAGGGUCAUGCUUUGUCACAUAAUGAAGAUGUGGAAGCUGAAGCUACGCAUAGAGCAAUUACCAUAGCAAAUACCAUAAACUGCCCCCUUUAUGUAGUCCAUGUGAUGAGUAAGUCUUCAGCAAGGAUGAUAACCAAUGCACGAAAUGAAGGAAAGGUGGUUUAUGGGGAGCCUAUUGCUGCUGGUCUUGGCACUGAUGGUACCAACUACUGGAAUGAAGACUGGGCUCAUGCUGCAGCACAUGUGAUGUCACCUCCACUGAGUCCAGAUCCUUCUACUCCAGAUUUCCUCAUGAACUUACUGGCCAAUGAUGAUCUGUCUGUGGUAGGGACUGACAACUGCACUUUCGACACAUGCCAGAAAGCUCUGGGAAAGGAUGAUUUCACCAAAAUCCCUAAUGGACUGAAUGGAGUAGAAGACAGAAUGUCAGUAGUGUGGGAAAAAGGCGUUUACAGCGGAAAAAUGGACGAAAACAGAUUUGUAGCUGUUACUAGCACAAAUGCAGCAAAGAUCUUUAACCUUUACCCGAAGAAGGGAAGAAUUGCUGUGGGUUCUGAUGCAGAUAUUGUAAUUUGGGAUCCCGAAGCUACAAGGUAUGUAGGGGAAGUUGUUUCCUUCCAUCCAGCUCCUCUGCAGGAAAAAUACACCUCAAUCCAUUUGUGUAGCAAUAAACCUCUGGGGAGAGAUUAUGGUGUUUUUUCAACUGAACUUUGUGUGAAUUAUUUACAAGUUAUUUACUUGACUCCUACAGUAGUGUAUAUAAGCAGAGAUCCUUGAUCUCUAGAUGGCCUUAAAAAAAUCUCCCAAAUUGCUGACCAAGCACAAAAAUAACAAGGAUCAUUAUACAAGUACAUUAUACUACCAGGGCAUUGUAUCCUAAGAGUAAAAAUAACCACUUUAGGAUCUUAGAGUAACUGUUAAGUGCUUGACUAUGUUUAGCUCCCUUCCACUACAAAAAGCAGGGAGAAAAGCCUGUGUUCCUGCAGGGUGAUCCAUCACAAGCUUGUGUUUUGAGCUUACAGCUAUUUUAAACAUAUUCAGAGGUGGUCAGAAUCAUUAAUACGGGAUCCUGACCUGAUAAUGUCUCUUUCCUAGCUAGCAGAACAAGUACAGUGGUAAAGCCAUAAGUGAGCUUAGUUCUGAAGCUCAAGUUGUAUAUGCUUAUACUUAAGGAGUUUUCUGACUUUGUGCCCAGUAAGUCUGCUUAAGUAGAAUUUGUCACAACACAAGCACAAAAGAUAUGCCCAUCUCUUGCCCUGUAUGGCCUGAUGCCAUGGUACAUUCAUGCUUCAAAAGAUAUCCACUGUCUUUCUAAGAGCCUCAACUCACACAGCACAGUCUGUGCAAUAGAGCUGACUCCUGUCUUCAGAUUCACUCCAAGAGCCAAAUCCAUAAUCAGGCCACUGUAAGUAUCUCAAGUAUCUCUUGAGUGUUUCACUUGGCUCUUACACCCAACCUUGAUAUAAGAGCAGUCUAAACUGCAUGAAAAUGGUGUGGAAGCAAGCUGUCAGAGGCAGCUUGCUUUUGGAAGUUAGUAAUAUCUGCUGAGAUGCCUAUGGGCUGUGUGAGUGCACCUCCACUGUCUGACCUCCAAGCAGGUCACCUCAAAUCUGCUGGCAUUAAGCAGUUGAGUACAGAGUCUGACCACAUUCAGCCAUUGUACAUACCAGCAGCUGAUCAGGAUGUAUGCCAGGCAGGUGCUCUGGUGUCAGGCUUAGCUUCAGUAAGCAGCAUGAGCAUACACACUGAUCCUUCAUUGAGUUGAAAUUCCUUCACUGAUGUCAAUCUAAACAGUGAGUAAAUCCAUAUAAGAAAGCAAUCACAAAUCCUAGCUGAGCUUUGUGGGGUGCUGAACAUGAUAACAGCAUUGCAAGUUUUCAUCAAGAGAUCAUAGUGUUUGGUGUUCCUAAAACUUGAGCUGUUUUAACCCAGAAAUCACAAUAGAUUUUCAGCCUUUGUUUUUAAAAAACAGAGUUGAAGACUUCUCUGAUUGUAAAACAAACUUUGGAAACAUAAGUAGAUAAAUCUGAGGCUUAGAAAGCAAAUGGAGGUAAAAAGCCCUAAGCCUAGAUUUACCUUACAUAUACACAAUUCUUUAGACUUAUCUUCUGGUUUUUGAAUUUCAGGCAUUUCAAUAUACUCUUGAAUCGCAAAACCAUACAGAGUGACAGGGAAAAGCAAUCUGUGUUUCAAGCUGCAAAGCUUGAGGACGUGGAACUAGCUACUCAAAAGUCCCACAGAAAGCUGUAAAUACCAGCAGAAGUUUUAAGAGUGUCAAACAACACAGAGUCCUGCCCUAUGCUGGAUCAGAGAGAUUUUGCUGUUGGGUAUUAAAUAGCUCGUGUGCAUUGUGCCUUCAGGCAUGUUGAGCAAGCAUAUUUUGGAUCCUAGCAAUGAGCUUUUUCAGGAAAGUGGAGCUAUAAACUCUGAUUAAAACAAAAAAAAAAAAAAAAA
Messenger RNA from Meleagris gallopavo (turkey), 3210 nucleotides. Lineage: Eukaryota; Metazoa; Chordata; Aves; Galliformes; Phasianidae. The record is from RefSeq and is a predicted model, not a curated record.